Molecule: messenger RNA, 1345 nt
Organism: Ochotona curzoniae (black-lipped pika)
Lineage: Eukaryota; Metazoa; Chordata; Mammalia; Lagomorpha; Ochotonidae
Product: cytochrome c oxidase assembly factor 7
Exons: 3
Coding region: 33-728 (231 amino acids)
Cellular component (GO): mitochondrial intermembrane space
Molecular function (GO): protein binding
Source: RefSeq, a predicted model, not a curated record
GCGGCGGCCAACCGGGGCUGACAGGGAGAACCAUGGCCGGCUUGGUGGACUUCCAGGAUGAGGAGCAGGUGAAAUCCUUUCUGGAGAACAUGGAAGUGGAGUGCAACUACCAGUGCUACCGCGAGAAGGACCCGGACGGCUGCUACCGGCUGGUGGACUAUUUGGAAGGGAUCCGGAAGGACUUCCAUGAGGCUGCCAAGGUAUUGAAGUUCAACUGUGAAGAAUACAAGCACAGCGACAGCUGUUAUAAACUGGGGUCCUAUUAUGUGACUGGAAAAGGUGGACUGAGCCAGGACCUGAAGGCGGCUUCCAGCUGCUUUCUGAUGGCCUGCGAGAAGCCUGGAAAGAAGUCCGUGGAAGCAUGUCACAACGUUGGUCUCCUCGCACACGACGGACAGGUUAACGAGGAUGGCCAGCCCGACCUGGGCAAGGCCAGGGACUACUAUACAAGGGCCUGUGACGGUGGCUAUGCCUCCAGCUGCUUCAACCUCAGUGCCAUGUUUUUGCAGGGCGCGCCCAACUUCCCCAAGGACAUGGGCCUGGCAUGCCAAUACUCACUGAAAGCCUGUGAGCUAGGCCACAUCUGGGCCUGUGCCAAUGCCAGCCGCAUGUACAAGCUGGGGGAUGGUGUCGAUAAGGACGAGGCCAAGGCUGAGCUACUCAAAAACCGGGCCCGGCAGCUACACAAGGAACAGCAGAAAAGUGUGCAGCCCCUAACAUUAGGGUGACGUGGCUCACUCCCACUCUGGGAAAACAAAGAGACUGAGGCUGGCACUUCCUCUUUCCGAGACCUGUCACAGCAGCCCUUGAAGGUCACAGAAUGAAGCAGGAAGAACUUGGGACUUGGUAUCAGUAGCUCUGUUUACAUAGAUCCAUUGCCCCAACAGCCUGCAAAGUUUAUUUCAAUCACUAUUGCUUUAACUAUGAAGACCCACCUGAGUUUAUGGGAUCUUUAAUUUUAUUUUCUGGCAGCUCUGAAAAAUAGGAGCCUCCCAAAAAGAGCCAUAAAGGUUGGGGGAGGGAAACAGUGCCUGGCCCUUGGGAAAAUUAGCAGCCACAGGGCCCCCAAAGCAGCCCCAGCUCAGCAUCUUGAUUUGCUUAGUAGAGGUUCAAUAGACCUGACUGACAGCCUGUGACUUAACCCUUCCUGUGGACUUGCUUUUGUCGCUAGAGAUGAGGAGACCGAGGCCACAUCCAGCUUGCAGGUUGUACCCCCAUGGGUUGCUGGUGAAGAGGACACCCAGUGAGGCAGCACCACCUCCCCAACCUGGCCCUCCUGGCUCAGCAUCCGGAGGAAGCAGACUCCAUCUCUCUCCAGGCAGCUGGAGCUGGGAUUUGUUUUAAU